Messenger RNA from Talpa occidentalis (Iberian mole), 1259 nucleotides. Its product is annotated as 60S ribosomal protein L19-like. The transcript has a single exon. Gene Ontology annotation, molecular function: RNA binding; structural constituent of ribosome. The record is from RefSeq and is a predicted model, not a curated record. NCBI's taxonomy places the organism in Eukaryota, Metazoa, Chordata, Mammalia, Eulipotyphla, Talpidae. The coding region runs from base 554 to 1141 and encodes 195 amino acids. Gene Ontology annotation, biological process: translation. Gene Ontology annotation, cellular component: cytosolic large ribosomal subunit; ribosome.
AAGGCAGGGGUCGCCCAAAGAAACAGGUCCAGCUGCUUUCCUCUGGUGAGAUUGUUGGGUUCACAUUGGUAAUAGGGUCAUACAUCAGACCAUGGCAUGAACAUGUGCUCUGGACUGCCCUACCAAGGCCCUAAUGAAAACACAUAGUGUGUGUUUGCUGGCCUCUGAGUCCCCCAUAGUUGCCAUUGUUGGGCCUGAGAUUUAGCUUUGCCUUCGUGGUAGCCAGGGAGAAAAGGGAAACAGUUUCAGGUACCUGGUGGCUUUCCUCACUGUCCAUGGCCAGAAGAGCAGGUUUUCAGACAUCCAGGGGAUGAUGUUCUCUCCCAGAGCAUUCUGGAGGGUGGCUGAGGGGUCAGCAUGCCUGGGCAUGCGGUCUGGCUAUUGGUGCAGCAGGCUCUCACCGCUCCUUGACCUCAGCCUGCGCUGGAGGAUUGGGGCAGUGGAGUGGGUAAGGAUCCAGCCUUGCCCACGCUAAGCCUUGAGGGACUUUGAGGGCCUUCAGUCAUUCUUUGAAGAAAUAAUAGGGCUCCCUUUCGGCGCUGCGGCCGCAGCCAUGAGUAUGCUCAGGCUUCAGAAGAGGCUCGCCUCCAGUGUCCUUCGCUGUGGCAAAAAGAAGGUCUGGUUGGAUCCCAAUGAGACCAAUGAAAUUGCCAAUGCCAACUCCCAUCAGCAGAUACGGAAGCUGAUCAAAGAUGGGCUGAUCAUCCGGAAGCCUGUAACUGUCCAUUCCCGGGCUAGAUGCCAGAAAAACACCUUGGCUCGCCGGAAGGGCAGGCACAUGGGCAUUGGUAAGAGAAAGGGUACUGCCAAUGCUCGAAUGCCAGAGAAGUUGACCUGGAUGAGGAUGAGGAUUCUGCACCGGCUGCUCAGAAGAUACCGUGAAUCUAAGAAGAUUGACCGCCACAUGUAUUACAGCCUGUACCUGAAAGUGAAGGGGAACGUGUUCAAAAACAAGAGGAUUCUCAUGGAACACAUUCACAAGCUGAAGGCAGACCAGGCUCGCAAGAAGCUCUUGGCGGACCAGGCUGAGGCCCGCAGGUCUAAGACCAAGGAAGCCCGCAAACGCCUUGAGGAGCGGCUCCAGGCCAAGAAGGAGGAGAUCGUUAAGACUCUGUCCAAGAAGAAAGAAACCAAGAAAUAAAACUCCUCCUUCUUGUCUGUACAUAGUGCCCAUGGCAGUUGUGUUGAUCAGUUCAGGGAAACUCUGUAAUGAGUUCAAUAAAAGUCAAGUUGUCUGCCUGGAAAAAAAAAAAAAAAAA